Messenger RNA from Archocentrus centrarchus (flier cichlid), 3293 nucleotides. It is a transcript of the gene lrp3, whose product is annotated as low density lipoprotein receptor-related protein 3. NCBI's taxonomy places the organism in Eukaryota, Metazoa, Chordata, Actinopteri, Cichliformes, Cichlidae. Bases 180 to 2666 code for a protein of 828 amino acids. Gene Ontology annotation, molecular function: protein binding. The record is from RefSeq and is a predicted model, not a curated record. Gene Ontology annotation, cellular component: plasma membrane. The transcript has 7 exons.
CUUGAUCGCGGCGUCUUGGCUACCGCUGCAAAGGAAGGACACAAUACCUUUUCACAGCGAGGAGGACCUCUCGUUGUGUCCGAGCUGAAAGCAGAUGCCGGAGCUCGUGUGGAUCGCGCAGAUGUGGAGCAAACAGCGGAAAGCGUGUCGGAGAUAAUGGCAGCGGCCCCCGCCGGACCAUGGGUCGGACGGAGCUGCCCCUGCCGCUGCUGCUGCCUCUGCUCGGGCUGCUGUGGCUCCGCUGCGCUCUGCUCUGUGCAGGCUGCAGUGAGCAGGUGGAGAUCCAUACAGAGCGGAGGGGUGUGAUCUACAGCCCGUCCUGGCCUUUAAACUACCCACCUGGGGUCAACUGCACCUGGCAUAUUCAGGGAGGUCAAGGAGAAGUUAUUACCAUCAGUUUCCGUAACUUUGACCUGGCGGAGUCAGGAAAAUGCACGGGGGACUGGCUCCUGCUGACACCCACGUGGAAGGGAGAAUCCAGGCUGUGUGGCUCGGUCCUGCCGCCUCCCUACAUCUCCACCAGGGGGCGUGUUUGGCUCUUCUUCCACUCUCAAGCCAACAGCUCUGGGCAGGCCCAGGGCUUUCGGCUCUCUUACAUCAGAGGUCACCUGGGUCAGAGCAGCUGUCAGUCCGAUGAGUUCCUGUGUGGGAAUGGGAAGUGUCUUCCUCGCUCCUGGAAGUGCAACGGUCAGGAUGAAUGUGGCGAUGCCUCGGAUGAACGCAGCUGUUCGCCACCUCCCACUGAGGCGCAGCCUGGCCUCUGUCCCUUUGGCUCCCUGCCGUGCACCGAGGCCCAGUCCACCCGCUGCCUGCCUGCCGCCCUGCGCUGCAACGGAGCCCGGGACUGCCACGAUGGAACUGACGAACUGGGUUGCCCUGACACUACAUGUGGCAAACAUCUGGGGAACUUUUAUGGCUCGUUUGCCUCUCCAGAUUUUUUCCGUGCAAACCGGAGCGGUGAGACUGAGCUGAGGUGCUCCUGGUUGCUGGACACUCAGGACCCUAAGCCCAUUGUUCUGCAGCUGGACCUGCAACUGGGGCCUGGAGAUUUGCUGCAUGUGUACGACGGCCUGCUGCAGCGUGCAGAGCAUCUCUUACAGGUGUUGUCAUAUCACAACAACAGGCGGCCAGCGCUGCUGGAGUCGAGCCGGGGACAGAUGAGUGUCUUGUACGUGGCCCAGCCUCACAGUCCGGGUCAUGGUUUCAAUGCUACAUACCAGGUCAAAGGUUACUGUUUUCCUGGUGAGCGUCCCUGUGGUAGUGAUCAGGGCUGCUACUCUGAGCGCCAACGCUGUGACGGUUACUGGCACUGCCCAUCCGGGCGGGAUGAGGAGGCCUGUCCGAUGUGCCCAGAUGGAGAGUUCCCCUGCGAGGGUGGCACAGGAAUGUGUUACCCAGCCUCUGAGCGCUGCAACAACCAGAAGAGGUGUCCAGAUGGAUCGGAUGAGAAGAACUGCUACGACUGCCAACCCGGGAACUUCCACUGUGGGACUAACCUGUGCAUUUUUGAGACAUGGCGCUGUGACGGACAGGAGGACUGUUUAGAUGGAAGCGAUGAGAGGGACUGCUUGGCAGCAGUGCCCAGGAAAGUAAUCACGGCCGCCCUGAUUGGCAGUCUGGUCUGCAGUCUCCUGUUGGUUAUUGCUCUUGGCUGUGCCCUCAAACUUCAUUCCCUCAGGAACAGAGAGUACAGAGCCUUUGAGACGCAGAUGACUCGCAUGGAGGCCGACUUCGUUCAGAGGGAGGCUCCUCCUUCAUAUGGUCAGUUAAUAGCCCAGGGUCUCAUCCCUCCGGUGGAGGAUUUUCCUGUAUACAACCCCACCCAGGCUUCAGUGCUGCAGAAUCUGCGGUUGGCGAUGCGCAGACAGAUAAGGCGUCACUCAACUCGCCGCUCCACCUCCUCUUCCUCUAGACGGCGUCUCGGGCAUCUGUGGAACCGACUGUUCCACAGUGCAGGACGUGCCAGAGGCCACGCCCCACUCCUGGAUCCGCCUGGACCCACACAGAUCACCCUAGGGCUCCACAGCUACCGGACUGUUGGGGAGCAGGGCCCUCAGGACAGGGCCAUGUCUGGAGGUGUGCCGGGGGAUGAGUCGGAUGUAGUAGGCAUGGACUUGGCAGAGAGCCCUGCAUCACCUCUCUCCUUUCAUUCAAUAGACAGUCCUGAGGAGGAAGAGGACCAGUCACCUGCCAGCAGAGAUGGCAGCGGGGCUCCAGAGUCUGCGCCUCCCACUCCUUGCCAGAGUGACUCCUCAGUACAAAGCGGACUUCCUCUCUCCCCCGAGGAAGCCUCUGUACCCCCAUGUCACCGCCGGGCAUCUAGAAAAUUGGUUCUGGAGCUUGCAGUUAACCUGAAGGGCGUUUCCUUAAGACGUUACUCCCCGUUAGGACCCCUGUCCCCUAUUUCACCCCCUGUGUUUCCCAGCAGCUCUCAGACACCAUCAUCCCAACCUCAUCCACUGGGUUCAGUGGUGACUUCACCCGCUGAGCCCUCAUCUUCCUCUGUGAAACCAGAGGACGGUGACAGCCACUUUACUGUGAAUGUGCCAAGCAGGGAAACGAGAAGCAGGGAUGAGACCAAGCGAGAGGCAAAAAGCAGCCUGUGCAGGUUUAACAGAAGCAUCAGUGCAGAGGGAGGAGAUUCAGGAAGGGAGACGCUGUGCUGAAAAGUUUAGGAAGAUGCUCUCCACACUGUUAAGACCAGGCAUUUGCAAUAUCUGCUCUGAUAAAGUGUCCUUGAGAUGCGACUCCACCAGAUUCACAGGUGAGAACCUGUACUUCAGCCUCUCACUUAUAUAGGAGGACGUAUAGUAAGAAACUCAAUAAAUAUCACUCAGUUUAAUUAUUUGAAUGCAUAAAAUGUGCAUUUGCACAAAAUUAUGCACAUUCAUACUUUUUCCAAGAUGAAUAAAACCAGCCUCAGUAGUACUUGCUGUAAAUUUCUUUGUAAAGCUCAUUGCCAGAGCUUAGACUCCUUCAGUUAAAUGCAGAUAGCCCCAGUUAGCCUGUUAUGAUAUUUAUCCUGAAUCUGGUCCAGAAAAUGAAAUUCAGUUUUGGCUACAAGCACCAAUACAACCCACUAAAUGUAUCUGAAAUGCCAAAACAGCCUUUAUGUCUUUUACCCAAAGCCAUUAUGCACCGUUAUAUACUGUGAGCCAUACGAGCCUCAUGAGUGAACACACACAAAUUGAUCUGAUCGAUCCUCGAGUCUGUCUUGUUCCCUUUAUUGUUUAUGUUGGUUGUUACCAGGGUUGUAAUAGUUUUGGAUUUUACAUUAUCGUUUAGUUUCAGUU